AUGAAUAGCACUGCUUAAGUCUUAUUUUUAAAGGUCGAACAAGGGAAUGUUAAUAAAGUUAUUGAAAUACUCCAACAAUAUCCGAAUUUGAUAGAUCUUGAGAAUACAAAGUCAGGACAAACUUGUUUGACAAUAGCUUGUCGUAAGAAUGAUGGUCCAAUGAUCGAGAAAUUGAUUACACAAGGAGCAGAUAUAAAUAAAACAAAUAGAGUAAUUUAUAAAGGUUGAAAUAGUUAAAUCAAUCUCCAUUGUGGAUCUGUUCAUUUUACAAUUAUCGCAGAACUGCUGAUUUUCUGUUGAACCAUGGUGCUGAUGUAAAUCAGUAGGACAAAGUAUUUAAUUUUGAAUAUUCAAGAAAGGAUUUUCUCCUUUGAUGAUUGCAGCUUAGAGAGGAAAUUUGGAGACAGUGGCAUUAUUAUUGAAUGCGAAAGCUAAUAUCUAACUGUUAAAUAAAGUAUAAUUGUAUUUUAUCAUAUUAUUAUAGAAUCAAGAUACAGUAUUUGAUGUUUGCAAGGACUAUGAUACUCUAUAGUUUAUGAUACAGACAUUGCAAAUAGAGGAAGUCAGAGUGAAAUAACCAGAUAAAUUCAAACCAAAGCAAUAAUCGAAUAUUAAUUCAAUGAAGUCAACUCAAACAAAGUUUACAAAUAAUUCCUAUAGAAGAGAGAAGUCCGAAUCAAUUCCUAACUUAAAUGAAGAAGCCUACACUAUAUAAACUAUGAUCAAUUCUAUUUGUGAGGAGAUGCAACUUAUUUUUAAUGAGAGUAUUCAAAAGUUUAAGGAUUGCAUUUUAAAUAAAGCAAACCUAACCGAAGCAAAGAAGUCAAUUUCAAUGGAAUAUGAAAGGAUUCAGUAAUCCUAACAAAUUGAUGAUAAUAUUCAAUUCCAAUAUGACAAUUUUCAAUACGAGGUUAGUAGAUAAAUUGGCAGAACACUAUAUUCUAUUAUUCAUAAUUUGGACAAGGCCUAAGUGAAAUCCCCUUCUCCUAAGAAUAAGAAGUAUUUAUCGGCAGAACCUUUGAUUGAAGCCACUAUUGAAGAAGAGUAAUCAACUCCAUUGAGUUAGUUUCGGAAUCAAUUAAAGAAGGUAGAAACUCCAUCUUAAGUGAAAGAGCCGUUGAGUAGGGGUAGUGUUAAAGGUGAGAAUGAGCAAUUCAAUAAGAUGAUGACCUAGAAAUUGGAGAUUUUAAAUGAGAUGAUAAAUUCUCGAAUUGGAAAUAGGAAAUAGUGA
Messenger RNA from Paramecium octaurelia, 1231 nucleotides. Lineage: Eukaryota; Ciliophora; Oligohymenophorea; Peniculida; Parameciidae. The record is from the annotation of a GenBank genome assembly.